GGGCUGGCUGCCUAUUGAUUGGAAAACAACGGGCUGUGGGAGGACAGAUAAGGGUGGCUGUGGGCUAACGGGUAAGGGAAGGGAUACAGACCAGAGCUCAGACCACGCUGCCAUCUUUACAUCCCUGAUUUGGAUUUUCUCUCUUUCCCCCUGGAAUGAAUGUAACUGCUGCUGCUCGUCCGUGGGUAUUGCAGCGGAGGGAGGAUUAGGCACAGAUUCUCCUCGUCCGAGAAGAUCCUGCCUCCACACCAAGCCAUAACAACAGCAGCGCAUCUACUGCAGGGCUCAGAGAUUAACAGACAGUAUGGAAGCCCCUCUUGUGUGUUUGGAUGAGGAGUUUGAGGACCUCCGGCCCUGCCGCAUGGAUGAGUUGGACCACCCAGCGCUCAAACACUCCUCUUACUCCACCACCUCCACCGUACCUCUGGCCUCCAUCACUCGCGAGGACUUCUCUGAGCUGGAGAACUUCUCUGAGAUGAUGAGCUUCAAGUCAAUGGAGGACCUGGUCAACGAGUUUGACGAGAAGCUCAAUGUUUGCUUUCACAAUUACAACACCAAGACGGAGGUCCUGGCGCCCAUACGCAACCAGUCACACAACCAGGAUGAUGAAGAGAGGCUGCAGGAUGAAGAUGUGUGGGAUGCUCUAACCGACAACUACAUCUCCAACUGGGACGGCACGGACUCAGAGGGACUCAACGGCAAUCUUUCUGACCAGGAGAUCCACGAAAAAGAGGAGGAGGAGAUGAAUGAGAAGAAUGACAAUGCCAACUGCCUGAAUGAAGAGCCUCUUAUCACAGCUGAUCAGGUCAUUGAAGAGAUAGUCGAGAUGAUGGAGAACUCUCCGGAUCCUGGCGAAACUGAGGAGGAGGAUGAAGAGGAGAGCAGCCACUGCUCCUCCAGGACUAACCCCUCCCUGCUGGAGGAGAUCAGGCAGCUGUCACAGGCCUCCAACAACAAUUGCUCCUAUGAAGGCUUGAGUCUGAUGCCCAGCUCAGCGCUCGUCGAACUGCUGCAAAGGGUCGAGGCCGCCAUCCGCGAGUACUCCGAGGAGCUGGUCAGCCAGCUGGCUCGGCGUGAGGAGCUGGAGUUUGAGAAAGAGGUGAAGAACACGUUCAUCACGGCCCUGAUGGAGGUGCAGAACAGGCAGAAGGAGCAACGGGACAGCAGUAAACGCAGGCGCCGGGACAAGACCCUGAGCCUGCAGGGGGGAGGGACGUCUCCUGUGAGUGCAGGGAAUACAGCUCCCAUGGGCCACACGGAGAAGACAGGGAGCAUGCCUGUCAAGCGUUUCAGCAUGGAGGGACUGUCUAACAUCCUGCAGACGGGUAUCAGACAGACAUUUGGAAGCACAGGAAAUGAGAAACAGUAUCUUAAUACAGUUAUUCCAUAUGAGAAGAACGGCACCGCUCCAUCUGUUGAAGACCUGCAGAUGCUCACAAAACUUCUUUACGCCAUGAAGGAGGACAGUGAGAAGGUGCCUACACUGCUAACUGACUACAUAUUGAAAGUCUUGUGUCCUACCUAAAGCACGGCGAGGCCAGAGGCCACAGUGUGACGGACGGCUUUUCCAACCCUCCUCGCCUCUGGCCCAGGAUGCAUGACCUCCCAUCUUUAACCAUUAUCAAUCAUGGAUCCUCACCAUCGACAUUAUUGUAUUCACCUCAACUAUGAUUACUGCCUUUCGCUGAGCUCACCUUCGCCCUUCCUGCACAUUAAUCUCAGGCCAGACCCAAAAUGGCCUCCAUCUGAAUAGUUAAACAAGUGGGACAGCCUUUCCCUCUUUUAAAGGACUUCACUAAUGGAGCAUGACAUGCUAUUAAAUAUCACAACACCACUUGGGUACAGGGAUACAACGCUAACGUUGCUUUCUUUUCUUUACCCUCUUUACUUUAGAGUUCCUUUCUCUCUUUUCUUUGUUUCCUCUGACAUAAUCUCAAUGUUGCCAAGUUUUGACACUUAUUCUUAAACUGACCUCUUAACCACUGGGUUCUGUUGAUUCUUGUAUUCAUUGAUUUAUAAAGACUUCACUGUAAAACAAAUGAAAUGCGUACUGCGUUCACAUGUGGUCAUCUCCCUGUAUUGUUUCAGAUGAAAACAAUGAUUCAUUUGAAUACAAAAGCCAUGCACCUUUUUCUGCCAAUUUAGUACUGUAGCUCCAAGUGGAUGAAAAGAAACACACGGCUAUUACGGGUGCAGUGCAGUGCAUUAUACAACUCUUUUUGCUUUACUAAAUAUCCAGUGUUCUUUGGACGUUUUUGAAAUUUCUUUCUAAAUAUUUUAUAUAAACUCUGUUGCUGAUUUUCUACUUUUAUUUACUGUGUCAUUCCACCCUGUUCAGUAUAUGUGGAGAUGUAUCACUGACUUUUCUUUGGAUAUAUCAUCCCCUGAUGAGAUGAGCUCAUUUCAAUAAAGGCGUGCAUAUUAGCAUAUUUAUGACUUAUUUUGCGCCAUGUAGGUGAAUGUUACAUCGCUAAUCGCAAAUUCUAAUAAACAUUCUACCCUCGCGGUGACUGCA
This is a messenger RNA of Cottoperca gobio, 2515 nucleotides long. RefSeq names its product fasciculation and elongation protein zeta 1 (zygin I) (gene fez1). The record is from RefSeq and is a predicted model, not a curated record. NCBI's taxonomy places the organism in Eukaryota, Metazoa, Chordata, Actinopteri, Perciformes, Bovichtidae. The coding region runs from base 305 to 1525 and encodes 406 amino acids. The transcript has 10 exons. Gene Ontology annotation, cellular component: cytoplasm; axon.